AUGGGAAAUGGAGAAGUGCUAUUGACAAUGGAGACUGUUUGCAGGCAGUGGACGUGCUGUGCAUGGCGCGCCCUCCUGCUUUGCGCCUUUGCGAUUACGGUAGUAAUUUGCGUAGCGGCCGCCGUAGUAUUACUACUUACACAAAAGCCUGUAGUUCUUGGAGAUUCUUCCGAAUUUGCAGCCUGGGACACGACAAAUGGCAACAGCACGAUUCGACGCAAACCUGCGCAUUAUAGACCCUUCACAUUCGAAGAUUUAUUAGCAAACAAGCACCAAGUGCGCACGUAUUAUCCCACGAAAUGGUUGACCGACGACAGUUUGAUGAUUCCGGAUGCCGGAAAUAUGUCAGUGUCUGAAGAGGAUGCUAAUAUUAACAUCAUCCGACCACAAACUUCUCAGGAAGAAACGUUCAUUCCGGGUUCUGAAUUCCAAGCUGGAUUUACAAGCGAUCGAGCCACAUUUUCACCAAGCGGCAAAUUCGUUGCGCUUAGCAAAAUUGUAAAUCAUGUCUUCCGAUAUUCGGAAGAUGCCAUCUAUCAAAUUGCAAAAGUUAACGAUGGAAAAUUAUUAAAAUAUACAUUUGUGGGUCCAAAUGGAACGGGUACUGAGGCAUUGUCCUCAUUCAAAUGGAACCCAAAUCCGCUGAUGCAUGAUUUUAUUUUCGUCUACAAUUAUAAUCUCUAUUACCAAGCGGACCCAGAAAAGCCUGGGACAGCCAUUCCGCUAUCCGAAAAUGGACAUAAUUUUUUGAGAUAUGGCAUUGCUGAUUGGUUAUAUGAAGAGGAAAUCACGCCUAAUGCUCUAUUUUGGUCGAAGCGUGGCGAUCUAACGGCCUAUAUUAAAUUUGAUGACCAAUACGUCCACCGAGCCUAUGUUCCGAAGUAUUACUCAUUCCGACAGUAUCCAGACUAUAUGGAAGUACCGUAUCCAAAAGCUGGAGUCAGUAAUCAACCGGAAGUUACGCUCUAUCUUAUGGAUCGGAAGAAAAACAAGAAAGUGGUCGUGUCGCCGCCAGAAGAGUUGAUGACCAGGAAUAUGUCAUAUUAUAUCUUUGCCAAUAGCUUCAUUUCUGUCGCGAUGAAUGGUACCAGAAGAGAAAAACUAUUGACAACCUGGGCCGACCGGGAGCAGAUGAAUGUCUACAUGACACUUUGCGAUCUGGAGGACUGCGUUCUGACGUACUCGCAAAAUUAUGAGAUUAACGACAAAGAGUUGUGGGCUGAGCCUGAAGAUUUCCAAAACCUACAUGCCUCUCCAAGCGGCUUUUUUGUAAUUUUGCCACAUCAAUACACCGACGGAAAUAUUUACCAACAUAUUGCACAUAUUCGAGUCCAGGACGACGGUUCUGGAAGAGUAACAACCUUCCAUGGUGGUACCUAUGAUAUUGUAAAAAUUCAUGGAUAUGAUUAUGAAAAGGAUACCUUGUUCUACGAAUCGGCAGGUGGUGCUAUUGCUUUCAAACGUUUGUUCCGAAUCCGAGGCGCAAGUACCAGAUUGGCACAGAUCCAAUGUAUAAGCUGCUUGCUUCCAAAUUGUGACAGCGCCACGAUUUCGAUCUCACCCAAAGGCAAACGUGCAGCCCUUACCUGUAACAAAGCAUUCGAUAACGGCCGUCUAUUCCUGAUCGACACUGAGAAGAACAACGAAUUUGUUCAACUCCGUGGCUUUGAAGCCGCUGUCCUAUCGUUUGAUGAGCCCACAAUAACAUAUGAAAAAGUGAUGCUGCCUUCAGGGAUCGAAGCUCACGUUGGUAUAAUGAGACCACCAAAGUUUGACGAGACUGCGAAUCAUCCAGUUCUCUUGGAUGUAUAUGGCGGACCAAACUCUUACAUCAACAGUCUUGAGACGCCAUGGGAUUUUUUGGUGUAUUUGUGUUCGACCAGACAGAUGAUCGUUAUCUACAUUGACGGCCGGGGCUCAAAGCAUCGAGGCUGGGAUAUUAAAGGAGCCAUGAAGAACACGAUCGGAGGCCCGGAGGUUGAUGACCAAAUUGAGGGGAUGAGGAAAAUCAUCGACAAAUACCCCUAUAUGAACAAGAAAUCAGUGGCUGUUUUUGGAUGGUCCUACGGUGGCUUCCUAGCGACACACAUUGCUGUUAAAGAUCGAGGAAAUGUAUUCCGAUGUGCUUUGGCCGUUGCUCCGGUUGCGGACUUUACCUUCUACGAUAGCGCCUACACGGAGAGGUACCUCGGAAUGCCAUCGGAGAACAUGGCUGGGUAUAAUAACUCGCGGCUGACGGACAAGGUGGCAAGAUUGCGGAAUGUCAAUUAUUUCCUCGCCCACGGCAGCGCUGAUGAUAACGUGCAUUACCAGAAUAGUGCCCUACUUGCUGGUGCGCUACAAGAAGCCGGGAUUGCUUUCACACAGCUGGUCGGUCUAUUCAAUACUAUA
This is a messenger RNA of Mesorhabditis spiculigera, 2391 nucleotides long. Lineage: Eukaryota; Metazoa; Nematoda; Chromadorea; Rhabditida; Rhabditidae. The record is from the annotation of a GenBank genome assembly.